AUGUCAGAUCACUUGCGAAGGGUAACUAGUGCCUCCUCCCAAGUGACUCUUCUAGGAAAUAAUAUUCAAAACGAGCUAAUUUGUCUUUUGGGAUCUGAAGUAAAGAAGGCUACAAUCAGAAAAAUAAAUAAAUCCAAGUAUUUUUCUGUAAUCUUGGACAGCACUCCAGAUAUAACCCAUAAAGACCAGAUAUCUCUCACAAUCCGAUAUGUAACAGAACAAGAUGGAAUAAGUGGUGAUGUAGCCGUUGAAGAAAGUUUUAUUGGAUAUAAAGUGGCAAAAGAAUCAACUGGAGAAGCUCUCUCAGAGCUGUUGUUCGCUGAAAUUGAAAGUUGCCAUUUAAACAUGAAUGACUGCCGAGGACAAGCUUAUGACAACGGUGCUAAUAUGGCUGGUGUAAACAAAGGUGUUCAGGCUAGAGUCUUAAAAGAAUAUCCUCGUGCUUCGUUUACACCGUGUACCAGUCACAGUUUGAAUCUGGUAAUAUCUGAUGGUGCAAAGUCGUCUGUUAAGUCAACCUCACUGUUUGGAAUAAUUCAGAGGAUCUACACGAUAUUUGCGGGAUCGACAAAACGCUAUUGUAUAGUGAGUGAACAUGUCCAAUCACUAUCUAUUAAACAAGUUUGUGAAACUCGCUGGGAAGCGAGGAUUUCUUCCAUUCAGGCUAUCAGGUACCAGUAUGCUGACGUUAGACAAGCAUUGAUUGAACUUGCAGACAGUGUUGAAGACCCUAAAACAGCAUCAGAAGCUCAGUCUCUGAUAUCGCAUAUGGAAGAUUUUUCUUUCUUGACUUGUUUAAUUGUUUGGCACGAUCUUCUGUUUCAAGUUAAUCUUGUAAGCAAAACAUUACAAGGGAAAAUGACUGAUUGA
Messenger RNA from Macrosteles quadrilineatus (aster leafhopper), 870 nucleotides. Its product is annotated as 52 kDa repressor of the inhibitor of the protein kinase-like. Lineage: Eukaryota; Metazoa; Arthropoda; Insecta; Hemiptera; Cicadellidae. The transcript has a single exon. The record is from RefSeq and is a predicted model, not a curated record. Bases 1 to 870 code for a protein of 289 amino acids.